This is a messenger RNA of Exophiala oligosperma, 2279 nucleotides long. RefSeq lists its product as uncharacterized. Gene Ontology annotation, molecular function: 1-alkyl-2-acetylglycerophosphocholine esterase activity. NCBI's taxonomy places the organism in Eukaryota, Fungi, Ascomycota, Eurotiomycetes, Chaetothyriales, Herpotrichiellaceae. The transcript has a single exon. The record is from RefSeq and is a predicted model, not a curated record. Bases 276 to 1958 code for a protein of 560 amino acids.
CGUCGAGGUUGCAGGAAAACCUUCGCAGAACAAAGUAGCUGAGCACGCGACAUUUCUUCUUUUCUUUUCUUCUCAAACUCACCUUCACUUCCACCAUCUCCUUAGACUUCAGAUUCCAUCAUUGUCACCCUCGUUCAGUUCCGUUAGACCUUCGGUGUAUUAUUAUUGUUCCACGACCACCAAAUCCGAUUUUGUUGUGAGAUUCAAACAGACAUCAAUCAUCACGAGACCAGUUUCCGUCUUCUCGAGUGUCCGAAAACGAAUCCCAUGUCAAGAUGAUCUCAUCAUACCUCAACCCCAUUCCGUCUCUGCCCAAACCGCCGGGACCGCAUAGAGUCGGAACGACAGAAUUCGAAAUUCCAGUAUCAGAGAUUUCCUCGUCAUCAUCAGUGCCCGAUGAGAAAAUUGUCACCAUCAAAUUCCGAAUUUUCUACCCUACCACAGAAUCAGCGACCUCGAAAUCGUCGGUGCCGUGGCUGCCAAGCCCGCAACGAACCUGGCAACAAGCAUACGCCAGCUUUCUAGGGGCCAACUCACGCGUCUCGUCCUUGGUCUCUUACUUGCCAUUCACCAUCAACUACACUACUCUUCCAGUGUUGGCCGAUGCGCCGCUGUUGCCGAGGAACUCUUCCACACAAUUCCCUCUGGCCAUCUUUUCCCACGGCUUGGGUGGCAAUUUCAACACUUACAGCUCGAUAUGUACGUCUCUGGCCAGCUUCGGCGUGGUUUGUGUCGCCCCAGAACAUCGAGAUGGGAGUGCGCCGACCUCUCUCAUACGUUCUGCGGACGGUUCGACCACCGCGAUUCCAUACCAGAAGCUCGCUCAUAGUCCCACGGCCGAAGUCUUGAAUGCGCGCAAUGCGCAACUCCGGAUCCGUCUGUGGGAGCUUGAACUUCUCUUCAGCGCUGUGACUGGACUUCACAUGGGCAAAGAGUAUACCAACUACGCCAGCUCAAGCACCCACAGGCCUGAGGAGAUGCCUUCUUUCGAGAAGAAGCUCAACCUCCAACCUGGGCAGGUGAGCUGGGUUGGCCACUCUUUUGGUGCCGCCACAAUCGUCCAAUUCAUCAAAUCGGUCUACUACCAUCAAUAUCUACCUUCACUGAAGGACACACCGUACGAGAAUGACAUGGACUGGCGACCUCUGUACAAACCAGCCGCCAAUCAUGAUCUCGUGCGGCAAGUCACACCAGCCUCGCCAAUUGGACUGCUCGACUUAUGGACCAUGCCUCUGCGCGGUGAACUGACCCAGUGGUUGUGGGAAAGACCACUUCCCUGUUAUGACUGCGAAGCCGGUGUAGACGGUGACAAAAUUCCACCAAACGUUGUUGCAAUUGUGACUGCCGAAUUCUACAAGUACACCGAUUUGCUGAACCGGAUGAAGGCCGCCCUGUCGGCAAAUCCAGUCGAGGCGAUGCAAUCGUUCGACUCACGAUCGUCAGUAGUAGCAACAUCCAACGCUUCCACGGAUGAAUCCACGGCGCCUUCAACACCCGACGAAGCUGCACUGGAAUCCGACCUCGGCAUCGAAGAAGCCGGGAUCACCGCGUUCGAUGUCGACGCACAAUCGCCCGCCUCGAGCCGCACCUCAACUCCGAGCAAUGAUUCAAUAUCGGAACGAGACUCGAGCGCGUCCAGUUCCAUGACUUCAUUCGCACCUCUGGUCGAGUCGGACGGCAAUAUCACACCAAAGAUGUUCCUCAUCCCCAACAGUGCGCACCUCUCGCAGUCCGAUUUUGGUGUCCUGUUCCCCCGGUUGACGCGGUACUUGAUGAAGGCCCAAGAGCCGGAGGAGACGCUGAAUCUCAAUGUCCGUGCCGUACUGGCCGUCAUGAGAGGCGCCGGUCUUGACAUCGCCGCACAUCGUCCGGGAGAUGACACCGAAGCUGCAGUUGACACUAUUCUGACGGAUCGAUGCACGGAGAAGAGAUUCAUUCCUAUAUCACUCAGUUCAUGAUUCGGGAAUGUGUCGAAAUGAAAUACUGCUUCUUCCGGUCUGUUUACGACCAUGACGAGUGUGUGAUGACAAGGUGAUUAGCAUUAGAGCGAGUGGCAUUGGAGUUCUUUUGAGUUGGUCUCGAUUUCAGCAUUUGGGUGGUUUUGUUUCGGUCCGGCUUGUAAAUAAAGAAGCAUUGGUCACAAGACAGCGUAUAGCACGGCGCGAGCAUGGCAAAGCACGGAAUAGAAUAGCAUGGCGUAGUGUAGAAACUUGAAUGAUAAAGAGACAACGAUAAUAAUUGUACAAAAUCAGAAUUUGAAACAACAUGGUCCUUUGGCA